Molecule: messenger RNA, 2823 nt
Organism: Pisolithus orientalis
Lineage: Eukaryota; Fungi; Basidiomycota; Agaricomycetes; Boletales; Pisolithaceae
Product: heterokaryon incompatibility protein-domain-containing protein
Exons: 13
Coding region: 1-2823 (940 amino acids)
Source: RefSeq, a predicted model, not a curated record
AUGCGGCUCUUAGAUGUAAAAGCUGUUCUUGACAUGGAAAAGGGCAUCCAAGGAGUUGGACCCCACACUCAAGUCUUCAGGGAACUUGAUGACAAGUCUGAAAAAUAUGCGAUACUGUCACAUCGUUGGGGAGAGGAGCUCAACUAUGAUGAAAUGACUAGGUUCAUGGAGAUGGGCGAGCACUACAAGAACGAAGUCAGGCAGCGUGCUGGCUACGAGAAGAUCAUCAAAAGUUGCAAACUGGCCCUGCAAGACGGCUACAGGUGGAUUUGGAUCGAUACGUGUUGCAUCGACAAACGCAGCAGUUCUGAACUGUCAGAAGCCAUCAAUUCCAUGUAUCGGUGGUACCGUAAAUCGCAGAAAUGCUAUGUGUACCUCAACGAUGUCGGCGGACGCCUUCUUUCCCAACGAACGAGACUUGAGCAAAACUCAUCGCUCCGAAACAAGUCGAAUUCUUCAACAAGGACUGGGUUUUCAUUGGUUCCAAGCAGAACCUCGCAGACACGUUGGAGAGAAAUUACCCGAAUUCCUAUCGAUGUUUUGAAGGACGGCCGGAUUCCAAGGCGUGAAGACCGGGCAUAUUCCCUGCUGGGACUGUUUGGCGUGAAUAUGCCGAUAUUGUACGGGGAGGGCGCAAAAGCAUUCCAUCGCUUGCAGUUGGAAAUCAUCCGGGCAUCCGGCGACCAAAGUAUAUUCGCAUGGAAUCCCAAGGGACAGUUUGGCUGGGUUGGCAGUGUCCUCGCAGGUGACCCAGGAUGCCUGACUUCGGCAGCAACCUCGCAGUGUCUGAGGUCACGCGGUCGUGCCUUUCGCCAGCAGCUUUCCGUAUUCCUUGUCACCAAUGUUGGCAUUCAAGUUCGCUUACCCGUCAUACCCCAUCGCGACUCUGAGUCGGUUUUCAGAGCGAUAUUGGCCUGUCGAGACUACUAUGGAAACUUGAUCACCAUCGACUUGAAAUCCCUCGAGCUUAGCUCCUACAGGAUUGCCGCUGCUAGACGCUUUCGGCACUCGCGUUCAGAGCUCAGGACUCUCUAUCUCGCUUCCUCGGUUCCAGAUUUCGAGGAGUAUCAUCAUUUCAAAGUCGACGAUACGCACGCCUUAUACCACGGUUUCACCCGUCACGGCGUCUUCCCGGACGACUUCACAGGCGAUACUUUCACAUUCUCAUCCCUCACAAGUGAUUUCGUUGUCAUAGUCUAUGCCAACGACGAUACCAGUUCUCGCUUUGCAGUUGGACUUGGACACUACCUCGGUAGACCGCUGGUGUAUGUUGCCUGUGAAAAGCCCGCGAAUGGUGAGGUCCCGUGGACAGACUUCUGCAAGAAAGUGUAUGAUACGCUCUGGGUUGCCCCUGUUGAACAGCGCUCUGACAGCGGAGUCAAGUGCGCUCACCUUCCGCAAUCAAUUUGGGAUGCUCGGGUCGUCUGGUACACUGGGAACGUGCGCACCAACGUGAUGGUUGACGUCGGGCAAUGCCCCGGUUGUUGUAUUGGACCACGCGAAUGCACGACUGCGUCUGAUGAUCGAGAUGGUCUCGACAUGCCGGGGUUCAUGAAGACAGUUCACAAUGUUCGCGGGUUGAAGCUAGAUGGGAAGAACGUUUGGCUUUACGAGUGUUCUGAUCAAAUGAUUGCGCUGGGUGACUAUGGCGACUAUUCCAAUGGCAAUUUCAAACCUGACGGCAACAUAUUCGAGAAUAUGCGCACACUUGGUAUCGAUCCUGCGGAUCCAGCUUACCGCUCAGUAGUCUCCUACGUAUCCGGUGGUGCGAACGUAUCGGAUCGCGAGCAGGGUCAGCAUGGUUCUGCAGUCGAGUUUCGCCUUCAGGGGGAAUACCUGACACUUCAUUCACCGAACGGUCUCUCCCUUCCGAACAAUCAACAGCUCGUAUUGCUGCUGAAAGCUUUGUCCACGCGUCUUGCAGGCAGACAUCUGGUGACAACAAUCAUACAAUGUUCGGAUCUUCACACAGGCAAUGGAGAGAAGAGAACGGGGAAGAUUCGGAAGGCGGUCGGCGAGAUAACAUUCUUCAAAGAACUCCGCUCAGUGACGGAAACACGGUCACGGUAUAGCAGCACAUUCAUUCGGAAUACUAACAUUGCAUCUUCAAGAAGUCUGUCGGCACGCCCAGCGACAUCAUUGUGGACUUCUUUCAAAUCCAGGGCAGCGCAGAACCCACGCGUUGAAAUUGUAGCACCUCCCUUACUCGAGAAAUGCAAAGCUUUUGGUCCGCUGGUUAACUUUCGUCGAUAUCUCGUUGCGAAGCAACAGGCGCGGUGUCAAGUAAAGUCCAUGUCACAAACAUUGGGCGUCGGGUUACUCGAGCACAUCUAUACUGCCAUCCUUUAUGCACAUGGCAUCGGCGAUGCUGGUUGUGCGAGGCGGGUAGACAUCCAUAUCACGCUACUAGAGAUAAAGGCGCUCCAAACGAAACUCGAUGCAACGGAUGACGAAGAUGAACAGCGGGCACUGGAGGAGGACGUGACAGGAAUGAUCUUAUGGUUUUCUUGGUGUGGGAUCCUUUCAGAAGUUGUGAAUUACAUUCGGAGGGAAAGAGAUUCGAAGACACCGGAUGGUGGUGACCGUUUCCGCCAAGGAUUGCGUGAAAUCGCGGAUAUCAUUAAAAAAACAACACAGUAUGAUGACCAUGAUGAUGAUCUAGGUCACUUGAAGCGGAUCAUGUUUGAUGCAAGUACAGGUGUGUCAAAACAGAGGUUAUGGCUUGCUGCACGAGCUGCAGAGAAAGCCAAGUGGUCGAGUAUUCCCACCGCUCUGCGCACCUGUGACCAGUCCAAACAACCUGAGAUGACAUGCUCUGACUAA